Messenger RNA from Dinoponera quadriceps, 393 nucleotides. RefSeq lists its product as uncharacterized. The coding region runs from base 64 to 393 and encodes 109 amino acids. The transcript has 2 exons. Lineage: Eukaryota; Metazoa; Arthropoda; Insecta; Hymenoptera; Formicidae. The record is from RefSeq and is a predicted model, not a curated record.
UUCUGUACAUCCAUACACGGUGCUUAGUUUUUCACCCAUGGAAAUUGUGAACGUAGCACAAACAUGCACCAAAUAAAAACAUUAUUGGCAGUACUAGAAAGUGGAUAUAACAAAAUAGUUCCAACGUCAAAAAUGGAUGCAGAGAGCGUAUCAAACAGUCAUGUAAAACAGUAUCAAGAAAAACAUCUGCGUGGCUACUCUCAGGUAAAUGAAUUCAAGCGUGGCAGAACAAGCAUCGAAGAUGCAACAUGUCCUGGAAUCUCGAAAUCAGCUGUGACGCCAGAAAUCACCGAUAAAGUCCAUGAUAUAGUUUUAACCGACAAACGAGUGCAAGUGCGAGGUGCAGAGACCAUAGGCAUCUCAAUUGAACAAGUUUACUUCAAUUUUGCAUAA